Microthlaspi erraticum is the source of this 696-nucleotide messenger RNA. NCBI's taxonomy places the organism in Eukaryota, Viridiplantae, Streptophyta, Magnoliopsida, Brassicales, Brassicaceae. The record is from the annotation of a GenBank genome assembly.
AUGCCGGCGAAGCAGAGGACCCAGAGCAGGAACCCUGACAUAGUCAGGGGGAUUGGCAAAUUUUCGAGGUCGGAGAUGUACCACAAGAGAGGUUUGUGGGCUAUCAAGGCCAAAAACGGCGGCGUUUUCCCCCGCCACGACGCUAAGUCCAAGGUCCAAGCUCCGGCGGAGAAGCCUGCCAAGUUUUAUCCAGCUGAAGACGUCAAGAAGCCCCUCGCCAACAGACGCAAGCCAAAGCCUACCAAGCUUAGAUCCAGCAUCACUCCAGGAACAGUGUUGAUCAUCCUUGCUGGUAGAUUCAAGGGCAAGAGAGUUGUCUUCCUCAAGCAACUUUCUUCUGGUUUGCUUUUGGUAACAGGACCAUUCAAGAUCAAUGGUGUACCAUUGAGACGUGUGAACCAGGCCUACGUGAUUGGAACUUCCACAAAGGUCGACAUUUCUGGAGUCAACAUUGAGAAAUUCGAUGACAAGUACUUCGGUAAGGUUGCUGAGAAGAAGAACAAGAAAUCUGAAGGCGAGUUCUUUGAAGCUGACAAAGAGGAGAAGAAAGAGAUCCCAACAGAGAAGAAGGACGACCAGAAAACCGUUGAUGCAGCUCUGAUCAAAGCCAUUGAAGCAGUUGCAGAGCUCAAGACUUACCUUGGCGCCAGGUUCUCAUUGAAACAAGGAAUGAAACCCCAUGAGCUUGUGUUCUAG